Cyanistes caeruleus (blue tit) is the source of this 1027-nucleotide messenger RNA. The record is from RefSeq and is a predicted model, not a curated record. Lineage: Eukaryota; Metazoa; Chordata; Aves; Passeriformes; Paridae.
AUGUUCAGGAAAAUAUGGUUGCUCCAGGUGAAACUUGAAGGGUGUGCUGACUUCUCACAUUCUGCCUUGUUGUUCUUUGAUGUAGGUCCCAGUGAUGCAUCUCCAGAUGAAGGAGUUGUAGAAGAUCUGCCUUUAAUAGAUGAGAAAGCUGUGGAGCAGCUAACUGAAGGCUUGAUUUCCCACUAUCUGCCCGAUCUUCAGCGAUCAAAAUCAGCACUGCAGGAACUUACCCUUUGUCUGGAAAAACUUGAGCUGAUUUGUGUGGGAUGGAGAGCCGUAAUAAUCACCAGGAAUCCACACAAGUUCUGUACAGAAAUAAUUUAUGACGCAGAGACACCCAAGUGGAAAGUCAAGAGACAGAACCAAGUGGUACUGCUAGAAACAUUAGAACAAGAAAUUUCAAAAUUCAAAGAGUGUAACUCCAUUGUUGAUAUCAAUGCUUUGUUUUCAGAAGCUAAACACUAUCACAACAAGUUAGUGAAUAUUAGAAAUGAAAUGAUGAUGCUGCAUGAGAAGACAUCAAAGUUAAAAAAAAGAGCACUUAAGCUGCAACAAAAGAGGCAGAAGGAAGAAUUGGAACGAGAGCAGCAACGUGAGAAGGAACUUGAAAGAGAGAAACAAUUAACAGCAAAACCUGCAAAGAGGACCUGAAAGCAGAGCAUACAACUACUUGUCUGAGCUAAUGAUUUCUUCUUUAACUGGAAUUAAGGCAGACUUUGCUUAAAUUGGGCUACAGAGUUGCUAGCAAUUCUGUUGCUAGCAAGUCUACUCUAUGGUAUAAAUUCCAGAAUGGUAAUAAUAGAGUUGGUAACAUUCACAUUUUUUAAUUUCAGCCAUUCAAGUUGCCUUCUUUUGUUAUGCUAUGCAGUUUGAUAUUAUAAUGUAAGUUAAUUUUUAUAUAUAUAUGUAUAUAGGAGAACUAGGCAUCAUAGUUUUAAGUACCUAUCCAUUUUUGUUCUGUUCUUUUGGUGUUUAGAAUUCUGUGAGAUUUCAUGACUGACACAUGUUUUUCAGACAAAAUGCAGAA